Molecule: messenger RNA, 276 nt
Organism: Aspergillus pseudonomiae
Lineage: Eukaryota; Fungi; Ascomycota; Eurotiomycetes; Eurotiales; Aspergillaceae
Exons: 2
Coding region: 1-276 (91 amino acids)
Biological process (GO): nucleoside metabolic process
Molecular function (GO): catalytic activity
Source: RefSeq, a predicted model, not a curated record
AUGGCGGCUGCGAAGGCUAUACUAGACGAGGUUCACCCUCCGCUUUCCCAGCCAGAAACCAACCAUAAUGUCUACAUAUUUGGGAGGGUUAGUAACCACAAUAUAGUAGUGGCUUAUCUGUCUGCUAUAGUAUUAUAUAUGAUCUCUACCUUUCGAAGUAUCCGAUUCGGAUUGAUGAUGGGUAUUGGAGAUGGAGUCCCGAGCCAAAGUGUUGAUAUUUGCCUUGGCAAUAUUAUAAUUAGUAAGUUAACUACUAUUUUAAAUAGUAUUAUUUAA